Notodromas monacha is the source of this 1812-nucleotide messenger RNA. The record is from the annotation of a GenBank genome assembly. Lineage: Eukaryota; Metazoa; Arthropoda; Ostracoda; Podocopida; Cyprididae.
UUCCUUGCGUAUGUCAGAGAGUUGAAAAGAUUACUGUGUAUCUCUGUGCGUAUUGUCACCACCGCGUUUCAUUCGCGGCAUGGAUAGUUCAGCUCACGGAACAUGGCUUUAACAGUGCGCCCGGUUCAGCGCUCCCGAAGCAACGCAUCUGGCUUGAAGGUUAUUCGAAGUGGCAUAAGUUGUGGAGCCGAAGUGAACACGUUUGAUAAAUCCACUGCCUUGACCGCCUACGUGAGGAUCCACUUUGACAUGAGACGUACUGUCUCCCUGCCCCCAAGUCCCAAUUUCCGUGAAAAUCGCCGAAAGCCAGUGGAACUACAUUUCGAUAGUGACACCUCACCGCUGUUCCUGUCGGACUACGAAAAAUCUGCGGAAGACGACUUGAGUAGCGGCUACGGAAGUUGCGACUCCGCACUCGGAAGUGAUUUUGUUUCCGAAACAGACUUCAUUUUCCCGAUGACGCCUCGUCCGAGAGCAGCCACAGAGGGGAUUUUUCCCGCUGCAGAAAGCACCGCUGUGACAAAGCGGCGUUGGGGAUCAUCGUCGUCGACAUCUUCAUCGUCUAGUUUUGAAGAAAUUCAAGAAGAACCUACGGAAGAGGUGUUGGUUGAAUCCCGGAUUCCAGUUCGAGUCUUCCUGUCCAUGUGGGUGAUGCUUCUCAAGACGUUAGAUGCCGUGUGGGAUAAGCGUUGGCAAAUUCAUCCCACCAUCCUUCGAAUUUUGCGUUACCUUCAACCAACUAUUAUCCAGCGAUUAACAUCAGAUAAGGCGUUUUCGAGCUUGGAGGAAGAUCUGGGAUUCGGCAUGGAGAGUGGUGACUCGGAUAUCGGAGACUUGAACGACGGUAUGAAAGUGAAUGAGAGAGAGGGUAAGGGGAUGUCGGCGUCUGCUGAGAGUGAUACAUGGCUCCAGUCGGUUGUGCAGUACGGCCGACGAUGGCUCAAGGUGGUCGACACCGUCGACGUUUUUGGAUGGCUGACGAGAGCCAAGUCGUUCGCCGUCGAUCAUCCGAUAUUCACGUGCGGGGCCGGAGCAGUUGCCUGCACCGUCGCUGUGCCGGCGUUCAUCGCCAUUGCCUGCGUCUCCGUUUGUCUGGGGAUUGGAUUCGUGGGAUUUCUGUUCGUCGAAGGGACGCUGUUGACGAUGGCUGCUCUCUUCGUCGGCACCAUUUUGUUGGCCUUGGGCCUCGUCGUGCUUACCAUAGGAGUCAGUAUUUUCACGGUGUGGUUCGGGGCGUCCAAUGCUUACGGCGCCCUGAUCGCCGCCGUUGCCUUUGUGAGGGAGCGGAGAAACUCGGACGCUUCGGAUCGCCGGGCGCUGAGGGCGGCUCAUCACCACCAUGUUCACCGACACCACGCUCCGACUCGUCACUCGCACCGACACUUGAACGGCUUCGUACCGAACCCAGUGCCGCCACUCGCCGAAGGGGUGAGAGAAGAGGAAGAUUUGGUUGCGAACGAUGAGCGAUGAAAUCCGUGACGACCAGAGUAUGUGUCAGAGAGAGAAGAAUAUUCAUUCAUUCCUUGCCUCUGGUGCUAUUCUCAGUACAGCAUCUGUCGGGAUUUCCGGUUUUAAUGAUUUUCGAAGAAAACGAGCGCGAAGCGCUUUUUCUUAUUUGAGGAAAUAUUUCUUCGUUUUAUCUGUUGAUCGUCUUGUUCAGGCAAUCCGAGCUGAGUUUGUGUAAUAGGUUUUUUUGAAUCUGUUGAGAGUUUUGUUAAUCGUUCGUCGCGUGAAAAAGGUCAUUUUUACUUUAUUUUCUGUUCCUUCUUGAUUGAACACCCUGCCAAAAUUCGUCUGUUGUGUGUCGCACUU